Messenger RNA from Girardinichthys multiradiatus, 1038 nucleotides. RefSeq lists its product as uncharacterized. The coding region runs from base 95 to 1015 and encodes 306 amino acids. The transcript has 7 exons. NCBI's taxonomy places the organism in Eukaryota, Metazoa, Chordata, Actinopteri, Cyprinodontiformes, Goodeidae. The record is from RefSeq and is a predicted model, not a curated record.
AUCUACUAAUACAAAGCAAACUUUCAUUUCAGUUUAGAAGCGGCGUAGGACCUCAACACUUGUUUCUCAAACUCUGAAAAGAUUUUUCACAACCAUGAAAGUCCUUCUACUUGCAUUGGUGGUCCUGAUCCAUGGCACUAAUGCAACUUUGAUCAUCAAAGGCCCAACUGAGUCGAUUCUGGAGGGUGAGUCAGUGACACUGGAAUGCCUGUAUACAGACUCUGACCUCAAUGUCAGCCAGGUCCACUUCGAGUACCUUCCUCCGUAUCAGUACUCAAAGACAUUGUGGCGUAAAGUCUGGGGGUCCAACCUGGGUAGAUGGUAUUGCUAUGGAGGAGACGAUUUUUACAGCGAGGAGGAGGAGAGUAGCGGACGUCUGCAUAUUCCCUACCCAACAAGGUUUUCUGGAGUGCCCUUCCGCUGUGUGUCAGACAAUGAAAACGCAACCGCCCCAGACAAUGCGUCCGAGCCACUGACCUUCAAAGUCCAGUACAUGAGAGAACUGUCAAUGUCUAUGGAAGGCUACACCAGCUACCUGGGCGUCCCACAGGACCUAAAGGUACGACUCGGAGAUGAUGUAGAGCUGAAGUGCUCGGUGAGCUCGUCAGAGGAGCCAAGCUACUACUGGCAGAAAGAGGGUAAUGACUGGAUUCUGCCUUCCUCUACGCUCACACUGAAGAAGGUAAGCACGAUGGAUGAAGGGAAGUACACCUGCAUGGCAGAGCAUCCUUCAGUGAAGUCCCUCACCAAGAAGCGCACCAUCAGCAUCACCCUCCUGCCUGAGGAUGCUGCCUGGUAUGAGACUACUAAUGGGAGACUCUGGUUGAUGACCUCUGCGGGCGCAGCGUCUCUGCUCGUGUUCAUCCUCUCUGUGAGUGUCUUUCUGUGCCGCAGGGCCAAGCGGAUCAGGACCAGCAAGGGGCCCAUUGAUGACCACUCUCAGAAAAAGCCCAUCUACAAAUCAAGCGCAGAGUCCCUUCCUUCCACCUGCGCAGACAAACAGCCACUGGUGUGAACGCCCAGGCAGGGAUGAGAAAG